AUAUACAAGUAAAGUAUAAUACUUAUAUUUUGUAAGUCUUAAUAGGAUUAAAAGGGAACAUUUUAGUACACGUAAAACAUUCAUCAAUUUUGCACAAAGACGCUUGAAAUACAUAUACAUGUUUCCCAUUAAGCGUGUAUAUGUGUACUCUCUCUUUACGAAAAAUUCGAUCUUUUUUUUUGUUAUGAUUAUUUUUUUUCUAGGGACUGAAAAACGUUCAUUUGCUAACAACUAUCGUAAUACGAACACAGUCCUAACAUUCGAUGCGUGUAAAAUAAGUAAUAUUAUUUUCGAGACGAAAAAGACUGUCUUCGCAUUUGAACAACUUCGAUGAAGAUUGUGAUAAAAUGUGAAAUAUUAAAAAUGUUUAUUUCUACGCGUUAAAUAUUACGAGGGAACUUUCCUCGAUUAAAUUUUAAAAACGGAAUUUUAUCUUAUUUUUGUUACUUACUUUUGUUACUUAUUAUACUUAAAAUUAUGAAAAAUUUGAGAUUUUAUUUGUAUUUUCGCGUUAUUUUGCGUCCUCGAAGAAAAUUCCUUCAUACUCACGCAGUAUUGAAAGAUUAAAGUUCCCUUGUUGGAUACGUAUACUUUCACGUACAGGUCAGUACGGUUCUUCUUACGGCAAAAACAUAAAUUAUUUUUUAAUUUUCCUCAAUAAUUUCCGUAAUCAAUAUUAGAAAAAAUAUUUUUAACUUAUAAUAUAAAAAUUCUUAUCCUAAGAAGAAUAUAGAAAUCGAAAAUUGAUAUCCGUAACUCUCGAAUGAAACUUAUGCGAGAAUUCGAAACACUAUUCGAUAUCUCGAUAGUUUUUACAAUGAGAGGAAAGUGCAUAGAUAAAACGAAUCCAUCAUAAUUGCCGUAAUUUGAAAAAUUUUCAUCGACGUACAUAAAUAUUUGAAGUUCGUAUAUAUCUUAUUAUUUGUCGUAUGAAAUUACCAAUAUCUCGGUAAUAAUCUACGAUACAUCACGAAUCACAUGUUUCGUUAUUUUUACGUAUUGAUAUCGUAAUGACUCUGAGGUAUUACGUACAUUUGUAAUUUAAGAAAAUCGGCAUUCUUUGAACGCAUAUAUAUUUUCAAAUCUUAUUCGAUAUUCUAAACGAAAUUAUCAUUAAUUCCACUUUGUAAUCGAUAAUCUCUAGAAGAGAUUAUGGAAUUAAAUACACCGAUUACUAAUUAAAGAAGCAUUAUAAUAAUUUUAAAGAAAAAAAAAAGUAGAAAACCGUUUGAAUUUAGCGCCUUUUUAAUUGGCAAUCGGUGAUAUUAUGUUGAAGGUUGUCAUACAUGCUGUUUAUAUUAGUUUCAAACAAUCGGAUUCAAUAAUUGGUAUAAUAUUUUGAAAUAAUAUAUUUUUAAAUUUUUAGUUGGCAACGUUGGAAAAUGCGUUAAAGUCAAACUUCAUAUGAAAAUGUAUUAAAUCGUAUAAAAUGGAGUUGUAUUAUUGCAAUGAAAAAAAUCGUGAUUAAAAGUGACAAAUGCACAAACAUUAAGUGUAUGAAGAAUAGUGUAUUAUUUCUUUUUGUAAAUGUGAAGUUUAUAAAUGAAGAAACAAAUGAAAAAACAUUGAAGGAACUAUACUGCUAACCAGAUUUCGAGCACGUUUCGAUUCGACCUGUAAACAUCAAAAGGACAAUCAAUAAUUUGUUAAAUAAUUGUAAGGAUCUUGAUGUUUUACCAUGGAACAAAUAGAUGAAACACAGAGUGAUAUUAAUACAACAGAAUUAUCAUUAACAGUAGAUAUACCUUCUUCAUUAGUAUCAAAAUCAAAUAUUGAUCAUGUACACAAUGAGGAGAAUAUUCCUGAAAAUCAAGAAAAUUUGCAAGAAUGUACGAAUAAUAUAAUUCAAAAUGUUUUAUCAAGAAAUGAAUAUGAUAUAACAGAUUCAAGUAAAGAAAUUGAAAAUAAAAAAAAUAAAAUAACAGAAAACAUAAAAAAUGUUAUAAUUAAUGAAGAAAAACAAGAAAUAAUAAAUAAUGACAUACCAAUUGAUAAUAAUCAAUGUACAAAAAAUGAGGAAUAUAAAGAAAAUCAAACAGAAAAAAAUGAAAAUAAUUUAAAAUGUGUAGAAGACGAAUCUUUGAAUAAGGAAAAUACAAACAAUGUUGAAAUAUUCAAGAAUAAAGAUGAACAAAAUUAUGAAAAACACAAUGUUUGUACAGUUUUAAACAUAGAUACAGUUGAUGAUAGUAAUGUUCAAUGUCAAGCAUUAAUUAAAACACUUAGUGAGACAUUUGAUAAUAAAGAUCAAACUUUGCAUGUCACAAAUACAGAUGCAGAUUUGUCCAAAUUAGUUGAUGGUAAUUCAGAAGUAAUGGUAGUAACUGUAGAAAGUACAGAAGAAAAUAUUGUUUUAACUGUACAUAAAAAGGAUGAUACCAUAAAUUCUGAUGAAAAUGAUUCUAGGGAACAAAAAGAAAUAAAAAAAACUGAAAUUGUAAAUGAAGAAUUUAAUUUAAUAGAUUAUACUCAAGAAAGUGAUGGAACUAUUAUUGAAGUCAUUUCAACAGAAAUUGUAGAUUCAGAAAUUUCUGAAACUUGUGUUCAACAAGAUAAUAAAGAAGUUUCAAAUCAUAUUGCUUUAGAAAAAAAUUCUAUAAAUUCUACUUCAGAAGUAGUUAAUAAUUCAGAAACUGUGGAUAUUAACUUUGAAACAGAAAAAAUAAAGGAAGAGAAUAAAAAUGUUGAAAAAAAAUAUGAUGAUCAAAUAAAAACAAAUAGUAAUGGCAAGACUGAAUAUUAUGGUAAUUCACAUAAAAUUAAUGUACAAGAAGAAGUUGUUCAUAAUGAAGUCAUUUCAUCUACACAUGUUAGUAAUAUAGAAGAAGAAAAUAUAUCUACAAAUGAAACAAAUAAAAUAGAUACAACUAGAAAGAAAAGAAGUGUAAUUCAAGAUAUUUUUGAUGAUUGGGGUGAUGAAAAUGCAGAAGAUGAUCAUCAAUUAGUAUCUAAAACACCAGAUACUGUGGAAAUUGAAUUAAAAAGUUUAUUAAAUGAGACAAAAACACAAGCAAUAGAAGAAAACACAGUUGUAGUAGUUGAAGAAGAAAUAACAUGUAUUGAGAAAAAACCAAACACAGAUGUUGAGAAAACUAUAGAAAUUAUUAAAGAAAACGAAGAAAUACAAAUAUCAGAAAAACAAUCAGAUAAAAAUCAAGUUAUAAAAAAAGAACAAGAUAAUAUAAAAUCAUCACUUAAAGAGCAAGUAAAUUAUUUUGUACCACAAGCUGUGGGAAUGUCUGUAAAAAAUACAACACACGAAACAGUUGUACUUAAUCAAACUUCAUCAUCACAGACACAAAUUAUGCCUAUUAAUCGUGGUCGUAGUUUAACCAAUCAAAUAGCUUCAUCAGCUGAAAUAACAGAAGCAUUAAAAGAACGACUUCGUGAGAAACAAAAGAUAGUAGAAGCACCACCACGACCUGAUAUAUUUUUUGUUAAGAAACUAACACAGAGAUUGUCAAGCAAAUUAGUAGGUAAUCCAGGAAGUUCUUUACCAGCACUUAUACCAUUACCUCAACCUAAUAUUCAAUCACUUAUUCAUUGUGAUAAAAAUUUAUCAGAUAAUACAGAAACUAAUAAAGAAAGCAAUUCUGAUAAUAAAGAAUUGUUAGAAAUAUUGGAAGGUGAUGUUGAUCCUGAUUGGUCUAAUUUAAAACCACCAAUUUUAACAGAGGAAGGAAAACGUCCAGUAAAAAUUGAACAAAGUGGUUAUAAUACUCCACCAAAACUUGAUCCCUUAGUUGAAAGAGAGCUAGCAUUAAAACAACUUUUAGAAUUGCCUGUUACGCCAAUCAAAAGAAAUACACAGAAAAUUUCUAAAAAGAAAACAAUGAAAUCUACAUCUAAUAAAAAUUCUAAAGAAAUAAAAAAAAAAACUGAACAUAAUACAGAAAGAAAAUUUAUUAAUAUUGAUUUAAUAAAUGAAAAUAGCUUUAUAAAAGAUACAAAAUCUAAUCUUUCUACAUCUUCUUUGAUUAUUGAAUCCCAUAUUUCAGAAAAAAAAACAGAUGUUCAAGAUGUACGAAUAGAUGAAUCAAGAUCAGGUAGGAAACGAAAACUUACAGAAAAAGCUAGAGAACAUGAACAACAACAGAAUAUUGUAAAACGUCAAAAAGUAUAUAAAGGUAAAGUUUCAUUGAAUAAAAAAUCAUUAGAAAAUGAAUCACAAAUUCCAACUGAUACUAAUUUAUCCACUGAAGAUCAUGUAUCUAAGGAAACUACGUUACUUGUUAAUGAUGAAGUUCAUCUCACAAUAACAGAUGAAGUAAUGAAUAAACAAAUUACAAAUAAUAAUAAAGUUGGACCAUCAUUAAAUAAACUUGAUAAUAUAUCUUUAAAGUCUUCAAGACAAAAUCUGAACAAAAAGGGAUCACAACCUAUUGCUAAACGAAAUAUAGUAGUAAAAAAAAUAUUAAAACAAAACAUACCUUCCAAUAAAAAAACUCCUUUAAAAGCUAAAUUAAACACAUCAAAAAAAUCAGGACCAAAAUCAAAACGAUCUACAGAAAAUAAUGGAGAUUCUAAACCAAAAAAGAAAAUUAUUAAUGAAAUAGAUAGAUUGCUUCAAGAUGAAGGUGUUGUUAAUUUAUUAUAUGAUGUAGAACAACCAGAUAAAAAACGAUUAGUUCCCAUUACUAAAUCUCAAGCAAAAGUCAUGGAUAUACAAAAAGUACAGCGUGAACUUAAACUUAGAAAAAAAUUAGUACGUAAUGCUGUUUUGAGAUUACGUACUUCGACAGGAAGUGUAUCAAAAGUUUCUCCAAGAUCCAAAAGAGCUUCUAUAUAUUUAAAUGAUAUGCAGGUAGAUAAGAAAAUUGGAGAUCAAGUUGUGUCAACAAAACAAAUAAAUUUAACAUCUCAAGAAUUUAUUUUACCUGCAAAGAUAAGAAAUGCAGCAGAUGCAUCUAUUAUAAUUAGGAGACAUUCAUCUAGCUCAUUUUCCAGUGCAUCUGGAAGUCCUAGAGUUAGUAUUGAUAGUUCAGAAAAAAAUGAAGGAAUCAAAGUUGAUGAAACCUCUCAUUCUUUAAGAUCUACAAAAAGACGACAUUCACAAGAUGAAAAAAUAAAUCUAAAAAAAAGUAAAAAAAAAACUAUACAAAAAAAUGAUACAGGAAUAGAUCUUGUUGACACUGAAGAGGAUAAAAUAUUUCUUUCUGGACGUCUUAAAAAAUUAGAUUCAAAAAAAACUGACAAAAAUUCAAAACCACAAGAAACAGAUGAAACUAACAGUAACUUAGGAAAAGUUAUUACACGAUCAAAUGGUACAGCUACAUGUAAGGUAACAUCAAAGACAAAAAAAACUGCAAAAAGUAAAGUUACAUUUGCUAAAGCAAAUGAACCAGAUGAUGAAGAAUUUUCCAAAGAAGAAGAUGAACUUUCAGCCUGUCUUGCAGAAGCUGCAAAUGCUCUAUCAGUAGUAAAUGCUGGAAGUCGAUCUGCAAAUUCAACAACAAAUCGCAAAAAUAAAGUAAAUGUAAAUAUUACUAAAAUGCAAGAAAUGGAUAACAAAAUAAAAGUAGAAACUCGAAAUCAAUUUAGUAAUAAAGAAAUAAAUGUACGUCGACACGGAAAUCUUGUUCAAUUAAUACUUACACCAUCAUCUUCAACAAAAAUAAGAAAUGCUCUUACUAUACAGGUGAUGCAAGAAUUUCGCGAAAUAUUAUCUAUUCUAAAAAAAGAUGAUGAUUGCAGAGUUGUUUUAUUAACAUCUACAGGUAGUAGUUUUUGCGAAGGUCUUGAAUUAUCUAUGUUGUUACAUACAAAUAAAGAAGAACGACGGAUUCAUGCCCAAGAAAUGGCGGAUGCUGUUAAAGAUUUUAUUAAAAGUUUAGCAUCAUUUAACAAACCUAUUGUUGCUGGAGUUCAAGGAGCUGCAGUUGGAUUGGGAGUAACAAUGUUGCCUUUAUUUGAUCUUGUGAUAGCUAGUGAUAAAGCCACAUUCAGUACACCUUAUGGUAAAUUAGGACAAAUUGCUGAAGGUGCUGCUGUAUUUACUUUAUUACAUAUAUUAGGAAGUGCAAUUGCAAGUGAAUUAUUAUUAGGUGGAAGAACUCUAACAGCUAGUGAGGCAUUAAGAGCUGGUCUUGUUACUCGAGUUUUGUGGCCUGAUAAAUUUCAAGUUGAAUUAUUACCAACUUUAAAAGCUAUGAGUGAACAAUCCUCACAGUCUAUGGAAGCUACAAAGGCAUUACUACGUCACAGUUUGCGAAAAAAAUUGGAUGCAGCAUUAGAAUCGGAAACAUAUUUGCUAAUCCAGCAUUGGUGUUCUGUAGAAUGUCAAACUGCCAUGAAGGCAUACAUUGAUGGAAAAGUCCAAUAAAUAUUGAAAUGAUGCCCAAUGAUUUUGAAUGGAAGUACUAACAUCAUAUUCCAACACACCUAGUAUUAUAAAUUGGAUUCGAAGUAACAAGAUAAUUAGUUUGGAAAACAUUAACGUGAAAAAAGAAGUCACAGCUGGUGUAUCAUUUAACAUCAAUCACGCACGAUUAUUUUAAAAAUAUAAAAUCAAUUAUUCAAAUGGAACUAUUUUAAUAUUAAAUGAUUUAGAUUUAUAAAUUUACAUACGCGAUUACAUACAGAAUGAGGUAUUUUGUAUUAUCGUUUUGAAUAAUUUUUAAAUUAUGUUUUAUAUUAAAAAAUAUUUAAUUUGUUAAAAAAUCAAAAAUAAAGAAAAUAUAAAAGAUUUAAAAAAAAACUAAAUGAAGAAAUAUAAUACAUGAUAUAACAUAUACUGAUAUGUAACUUUCAAUAUAUAUGUAUAUCUUUUAUAAAAUGCAUAAUUAAUUAUAUUAUCCAAAACGAUAUUAUUAUACAUCUCAUUUAGUAUGUAUAUGUAUGGAUUUUCUAUAGAUUAUUAUUACUAUUAAAUAAAAUAAAAAAAUGAUCAUAUGGGGUGAAUUUGUGUUCUUUGCAUACACAUCAAUAAAUUUUGAACAGAAUGUAACUUUUAAUUGUAUACUAAAAAAUAAUGCAUGAUUCUUUAUAUUUGAUAUGAUAUUGUGCCUUGGUCAUUUUAUAAAAAGAUAAGAACAAAUAGACAUAGAAAAAAAUAUUUGUAAUUACACUGAAAAAGUACAAGACUAAUUAUCGACUUAAAAUUAAAAAAAGUUAAAAAAAGUUUAAAUAGAUCAAACUGUUUUCAAAUAAUUUUUAUUCUCUUUAUUAAUAAUAUGCAUCAUUACAAUUUAAUUAAAAAAAUAAUUUAUAUUAAUUAUUUAUAUUAUUAUUUAUGUAUAUUUUAAAUAUCGACAUAUAAUAUACAUAUUUUAUAUAUAUUUGUAGAAUUGACUUUAAUGAUGCAUUCACAUUGGAUAUAUUUUAUAUCAAAUUAUAUUAUAACAAUUAAUUAAAUUAUAUUAUAACAUUGUAUGAAUGGUCUAUUUUACUACUAUAUCACAUGAAUCAUAAAUAUAUAAAAAAAAAAUGUAAAAUAAAAUCAUUUAAAAAUAAUGUAUAUGAUAAUAUAAUUUAGUAUACAAGUUUGGAAAAGGAUUGUUCUAAAUAAAAUGAAUUUAUAAUUUUUCUUGAAUUUAACGCAUGCAAUGUUUUAAGGAUUACAAAAGGCUAUGAAAUAAAAUUUAAGACAACAUUGAGAAAUUUCAUUGAAUACUGUUCAAAAACAUGGAGUAUGUUGUAAAGAAUACAGUCACUCUUGUACAAAUAUUACACAUGUAAGAAUAAGCCAUUCUAAAACAUUGUAUUAUCAUUGAAUAUAAAACCCAUACAAAUAUAAAGGAAAUAUUCACAAGCCAAUUUAUGUUUAGUAUGUAUUAAAAAUAUAUAAUCACCUAUUUAUGUUCGUGCACGCACAGAUGCGCAUAUGUAUGUAGUAUAUAUUAUAUUUGAAAUAGUAGUAAAUAUAUCUCUAAUUGUAUAAUAA
This is a messenger RNA of Apis cerana (Asiatic honeybee), 7882 nucleotides long. RefSeq names its product MATH and LRR domain-containing protein PFE0570w. The record is from RefSeq and is a predicted model, not a curated record. NCBI's taxonomy places the organism in Eukaryota, Metazoa, Arthropoda, Insecta, Hymenoptera, Apidae.